This is a messenger RNA of Xylona heveae TC161, 1698 nucleotides long. RefSeq lists its product as hypothetical. Gene Ontology annotation, cellular component: CCAAT-binding factor complex. The transcript has a single exon. Lineage: Eukaryota; Fungi; Ascomycota; Xylonomycetes; Xylonales; Xylonaceae. Gene Ontology annotation, molecular function: DNA-binding transcription factor activity, RNA polymerase II-specific; RNA polymerase II cis-regulatory region sequence-specific DNA binding. Bases 312 to 1508 code for a protein of 398 amino acids. Gene Ontology annotation, biological process: regulation of transcription by RNA polymerase II. The record is from RefSeq and is a predicted model, not a curated record.
UUGUUUUGACGACAGAGCGACGCGCUUUCACUGUGGCCGUGCCCUUGGAUUCGGACACUUUGUAAUUGUUCAGCUUUUCGCUAUCCAUUCUCGACCGGCACAUUAUUGUGGCGAGCGCAAUUCCUCUUGGUCAGUGACGACUGCGACUCAACACCGCCACACCCGUUACUUUAUAUCGAGUUGCUUCUUUUCGUAUCCUCCUUCCCACCGAUAGUUCUACGACUACGCGCGACGAAGAUUCGUUGCUGGAAACACUUGCUCGUUCGACGAUCCUCUCGCCAUCUCGCUCUGUCUGACAAUCAGACCUCGAGAUGAUGGAUUACGGUCCAUACCAGCAGCCGCCACCACACGGCCAUCAUCCACAGUCGCGCCUUCAGGGCGGAUAUACACCUGCGACGCAGACCACCGCGCCCGGCGGCUCCAUCACCUCUCCUCCCACACAGACGCCACAGAUGCAUCAAUCACAUCCGACACAUACGCAAGCAUCACCCAUAAUACCGUCUCAGGGACACGCCUUUCAACAGCAAGCGGCGGCAGCGCAAACCGGACAUCCGCAAAUGGGUUACCCUGGCCCAUAUGGCGUCGCCGCACCGGCGAUGCAUCAAGGUUAUGGCAUCUCUCCGACGCAAGCAGCUGCCAUGGCAACAGCAGCGGCUUCAGGACAAGCAUACUAUCCCAUGCCCGAAGGACCUUUACCGGCCAGUCUCGGGCAGGAUCCUCGAGCCUCACCACGCAUGGCAGGCGUCUCCAAGAAGGAGCCCAUGCGCCGAACGCCGCCGCACGUUGCCGGGCAGUUGUCAGGACAGCCCUCGCUGCCGUCACAAGUCGGUGCUGUUCCCGGACAGGCGGCCAUGGUUGCGCAACGUCGACCGAGCCAGCAAAUACCUAGCCCAGCGGUGGCUAACUCGCACCCGAUCAUGAACCAUGCGGGACCGCGAGGCUCUGUUCCCCCGACCAUGUCGCAGCCGCCUGCCAUGGCGCAACAUCGUGCGUCACCCGAAGUUGCUGGCGGUGCGGCCGAGGAAUCACCCCUCUACGUCAACGCCAAACAAUUCCACCGUAUAUUGAAGCGACGCGUCGCACGACAACGGCUGGAGGAGGCGCUGCGGUUAACGUCCAAGGGCCGGAAACCUUACCUGCACGAGUCACGGCAUAAUCACGCCAUGCGACGGCCACGUGGACCCGGUGGGCGAUUCUUGACAGCCGACGAAGUAGCGGAGAUGGAGCGGGUAAAGGGCACUGGCAUCGUCGGUGCACCGCUGAGCGAGGCCGGCAGUGACAAAAAGGAAGAUGCCAUCAGCCAUACACCAGCCAAGCUCGCGACUGCUCCCAACGCCACAGGAACGGGCACCAAGCGAAAAGCAAGCACAUCAGAAGGACACUCGACGACACCGGCCAAAAAGAGCAAGUCGGAUGAAGCCAGUGAAGCCAGUCUCGUCGCUGGUGGUACUGGAGGAGGCGAAAGUGAGGAGCCGGAAGAAGACGAGGAUGCAGAAGAAGACGGAUAGAUUUCCAUUCGUCUGGGUGCAACCCCGGUUGAAAGGCACAGUCUGGCGCUUCCUGAGCGCAAAACUGUUGUCAGGAGGAGUAGCGUUUUUCAAAUGUUCUUUAUUUUAUUUUAUUUUUUUUUUUUUUCAGGGGACGGGCUUUUGCAGGCCCCCAUCUUCUUUUCUUUCCCAUGCUUUUUUACAACUCAUU